AUGGGGAUGGCGAAAAGACGUAGGGAUGAGGAUGACGACAAUUACGAAUGGAUGAUCAGAAGAUGCUUUCCAUUCAAUGUUGCGAGGAGGAUCUUCUUUCAUGGAGGAGGCCUGGACAAUUCUGAUGGUCUGACUUGGAUUCGAAGCCACAAGCUGGGCCAAGGAAGCUUUGCGUCUGUAUACUCUGCAAAAUUGAGAUCAAAAUCACCGGUUGUUUUCAUUGAUGAUAACGGCGGCAGUCGCAUCAUGCCCUCUGAAUUGGCGGUGAAAUCAGCGGAAACCUCCAAAGCGUCAUCCCUCCGCAGAGAAAUGGAGAUUCUUGGUGUUCUGAAUUCCAGUUCGUAUGUGGUGCGCUGUUAUGGGGAUGAAAUCACAAGGACGGGUGACGGAAAACUUUACUACAAUAUAUUGCUGGAGAAGUGUUGUGGGGGUAGUUUGGGUAGUCGGAUCAGGAAUUCUGGUGGGGUUGGAUUGCCGGAGAAUGAGGUGAGGUGCUAUACUCGGGAUAUAGUUCGAGGACUCUGUUAUAUUCACGGCCAUGGUUAUGUCCACUGCGACAUAAAACCCGAUAAUAUUCUACUAGUGCCGACUUGUUGCAAUGGUUUCAGAGCAAAGAUUGGUGAUUUUGGGUUGGCCAAGGAAGCCUAUUAUGACCCUGCAGAUGAGGAUGAUGAGGGAUGCAGUGGGGUGAGAGGUACUUUCCGAUACAUGUCCCCUGAAUUAUUGACACAUAACAUGCAGUGUUGGCUUUCAGAUAUAUGGGCCCUUGGGUGUGUGGUGAUAGAAAUGAUCACUGGGAAGCUGGUCUGGAGUUGUGAACAAUUUGAAGGGUCCGACAUGAGAGAUCUUCUGAGGCGGAUAGCUUACAGCCCUGAACUCCCAGCAUUUCCAAGUGACAUUUCAGAGCAAGGGAGGCAUUUCUUGGAAAGUUGUCUUCAUAGGGACAUUGACGAGAGGUGGUCAGCCCUUAUGCUAUUGCGGCACCCUUUUCUAUCAGAGGAUGGCCAGAGAUCUGUAAGCAACCUCUUAAUGGAAUAA
Messenger RNA from Vitis riparia (riverbank grape), 1038 nucleotides. RefSeq names its product mitogen-activated protein kinase kinase kinase 17-like. Gene Ontology annotation, biological process: protein phosphorylation. Lineage: Eukaryota; Viridiplantae; Streptophyta; Magnoliopsida; Vitales; Vitaceae. Gene Ontology annotation, molecular function: ATP binding; protein kinase activity. The record is from RefSeq and is a predicted model, not a curated record. The transcript has a single exon. The coding region runs from base 1 to 1038 and encodes 345 amino acids.